CGGAAUAUCGGAAUCACGAUUUCAAAGGAACAGGACUCACAGGUAUACUUCCGGUCCUGGCUGAAGAUCAUCUCUUUCGAUUGCAUGCGGAAACUUGAAGGACAUGACUUAAGAUCUAUCAUAAAGAAUGACGGAAAUGAAUGGCUAUUAUUAGGAUAACAAUGUGUGUACCGUGCAGAAUUACUACUGGAGAAUUUCUCUUCGAUAAGCUCAUUCCAUAUUGGAACGAAUACAUAGAUUGAUUGUGAUUAUUCUGGCAGAUCUUUGAUUCGUAACGCAACAGAAACCCAUCGAUUGCUCCUGCAUGACGCUGGAUUAUACGUCAAUGCAGGGUUGAUUUUGAUAAUAAAGACAAUCAGAAUGCCUUCUAUCAUAAAUUAGAAGAAAGACACUGAACAGGAAUCUAAUCCAUGAGUCGCGCUCCGAGACUCGGGCCUAAGAAGCCGGAGCAGGGCGGCCCUUCACUGGGUCAUAUUCUGUUCAUUGCUGCUUCGGCAGCUUUACCUAUUCUUCUUCUUUUCGUUCUCUUCCGCAGACCUGUUGGUCAAUCUGCAUCCAAAUCAUUGCCUUUACCAGCUGACGAUGAGAUUGUUCGCCUCCGUGUAUAUCCGGUCAAGUCAUGCCGCGGUUUUGACGUAAAGUCAACGCAGCUUCUACGAACAGGUCUAGACUUGGACCGUAACUGGAUGUUCGUCACGGCUGAUAAGCAUGAAUUCAUCACGAUCAGGGCAAAUUCAAACAUGACGCUUAUUAUAACAGCGUGGGACGCUGAUACCGACACGCUCACAAUUUCUCUGAAUGAACACAAGAUUGAGAUUCCCGCUCACCCUACGACUCAAUGGCUUGAGAAGAACACUGAGCUCAAGAAGGCGACUAUCUGGGGCGAGCAAACCGACGCAUGGGAAUAUGCCGAGAGUCUGACCAAGCCCAUCUCAGAAUUUUUGAACAUGGACGUACGUCUGAUGUAUAAGGGUCCUACACCUCGAGUUCUACGUGGAAGCGGAGCUCCUCAUCGUCUUGGUCGUACUGAGGCUACCAAAUUUGCCGAUAUGAUGCCUGUGCUGGUUGCCUCUAUGGCGAGUAUGAAUGAACUUAACGAGCGUCUCACUCAAGCUGGAGAGGAUAAGAUUGAGAUUGAUCGGUUCCGUCCCAAUGUCAUCAUCCGCGGAAGCGUGCCCUGGGUUGAGGAUGGAUGGAAGACUCUGCAAAUUGGUGUGGGUGAACACCGUCUCGACCUCGAUGUAGUGUGCCGAUGCCUUCGCUGCCAGGUACCCAAUGUUCAUCCGAUUACUGCUGAUAAGCACCCGCGUCAGCCUUGGAACCAGUUGAUGAAGUAUCGACGAAUCGACCCUGGACUGAAAUUCAAGCCGAGCUUUGGCAUGCUUUGUGCGCCGAGUGAUGAGGGGCAUAUUGAGGUUGGCAUGAAAUUCCAGGUCACGGCCAUGACGAAUGAUCACUUCUUCAUUAGCCCAAUGAAGUAAAACGAGUUAUUGGAAAAUGUAUGGGUGCCUUGCUUAACCAAGGCACUGUAGUGAGGUAACCAUGUACGAAGCGCUAAGGAUAAUGAAAAAUGAUAACAAGACCAUGUUUGGGCAAUGGCUCACAUGUAUUUUACGCUGUUCAAUUAUGGACACUUGCAUAGGCACACUAGGUGACUGUAUUGCGUUCUCCUCUUUUCAGUGGCAGUGCUGGAUCAGCCCAGCAAGCAUAAGAUUGAAAGCUUUGACAAGAAAUUAGAUCGGGUUCAGGGAUUCAGAGAUCAAAAUCCGCUUCCAGAACUAGUUCAAGCAUACCUAGGUCCAGUAUGUAAGUUUAUAAGCGAGGCUAUUUUAACAAUCUGGGAUGAAUUUCU
Fusarium redolens is the source of this 1852-nucleotide messenger RNA. RefSeq lists its product as uncharacterized. Bases 411 to 1481 code for a protein of 356 amino acids. The record is from RefSeq and is a predicted model, not a curated record. Gene Ontology annotation, molecular function: pyridoxal phosphate binding; molybdenum ion binding; catalytic activity. NCBI's taxonomy places the organism in Eukaryota, Fungi, Ascomycota, Sordariomycetes, Hypocreales, Nectriaceae. The transcript has 3 exons.